CCUCCCCAGCAGCGUUCUCAGAAAUCGGGUGCUGCCGCUUGGAGAAAUGAUGUUCGAGGAGUCGAUAAAGUACACCCUAGAAAUGUCCACAUCUCUUUAAGGAACUAACCAAGCCUAAGAUUUCGAUUGUCUAAUUUAAGGCUAAAAAUACCGUGAAAGAUGGAGCUCAAGUAUUUCAGCGCACUCUAAUCAGCGAGCACAUUUAAGACCGCAAGAGUUGCAACGAGAAAAACCGUCUGAAGAGCAAUAAAUUUCAGAACCACGCAAAGGGAUAACAGAGUGAUAUGGCGCAAGCCACAGAACGUUCAUCACGAAACUAUGAUAAAGGAAUACCACUCUGCCUUCCCAACAACUGUACUUGGGACCCAUCAACACAAGAAGUGAAGAAGACGGGUGAUGUCCGAAGAUCUCUUUGUCCUAUUCCGCAGGCUGUUGAGAUGUUAAAAAAAAUUAAAGAGCCAGUGUGCGUUGUGUCCAUUGCUGGUCCAUGCAGAGCAGGAAAGUCUUACAUAAUUGAUGAAGUAUUCGGUCAAAUGGAAGCGUUUCCUGUCGGUCAUUUAACAGACCCAGAAACUACAGGAAUUUGGAUGUGGAUUUCCCCUCAACCGUUUCAGGACUCGCGAGGACGGGACUUUAAAGUAAUCCUGUUGGAUUCAGAAGGAAUCAAUGCUGUUUCUGCAAAGGAUAAAGAUGAUAACCGAAUCUUCACCCUGACUGUUUUGCUUGCCUCAGUGCUGAUUUACAAUUCAAUAGGCGUUCCAAAGCGGACAGACCUCAAUGAUUUGGACUUUAUAGUAAAAUUGUCACAGCAAAUCAGGAUCAAAUCGGAAGAUGACCCACGCGAUAAGGACCUGUUCCGCAACACAUUUCCAUUCUUUUUCUGGCUUUUGAGAGAUGCUCUCCUUAAGCUUCCACCUGACUGCGAUGAUAUCAAUCAAUUUUUUUCGAAAAGGGUUUUUAAGGGGAUGGCAAACGAAAAUCAAGAGAAAGUCGCCGAGAGCAUUCUGAGUUACUUCCCCGGCUUCGAAAGCUUCGCUCUGCCUCCACCUUCAGUUGAUCCCGACAUAAUACAAGAUAUUAGUAACAACCGGGACAAACUUAGCCCCAAAUUCCGCGAGGGAGUAAAAUGCUUUGAGAUUCUCUUGAAAUCAAAUCUGGUUCCUAAAAGAAGUAUCAACAAAGGAGAGUACGUUACUGGAGAAGCCCUUGGAGAGUUGGUCGGGUCAUAUAUAAACGCCAUCAACGACCCUAACGCGAUUCCAAAUGUGACAAACGCUUGGGAUUUCUAUGUUAAGAACAAAAUAGCGGAUGUUAAGCAAGAUGCCUUGAUAAAAUACGAUCAGUCUAUGGCGAAGUUAACACGGCUGCCCUGUGAUGGAAAAAAACUUCUAGAGGACCACGAUUCCUCGGCAAAGGAGGCCACGGAAAAAUUUAUGGAAGAAACUGCUGAGCUAAGUUGUACUACCCUAAAAGACGAAUUGAUGGAUCUGACUAAAUCGUUUGUCGAAAAACUGAAGCUUUGGAAAGAUAAGAAUGCCGCCUUAACGCAAACAUCUUGCGAUGAUUUGUUAAAGAAGUUGAAAGGGGAGCUCCUAGAUCCAGUCUAUAAAAGGGUACGUGGUCCAAACGGUGCCCAAGUAAGCUAUAGUGAAAUAAUCGGUGCUUGGAGCAAAAUAAAAGAUAGAUUCAAUUCGGAAGCUGUAGGAGCCAAGGAUGUUACAGCGGAUGCAUUCUUCAAAUUCAGUCAGACUCACUUGCAAGAUGAGAUGAAGCAAUAUGAAGAAAUUCUUAAGAAGAUGAAAGAUUAUGAUAUGAAUAUUUCCAAAGAAAGGGUCGCAAGGGAGUUUAGAGAAAAAGAACAAAAAAGACUGGAGGCGCUGCUUACUGAAAUGACAAAGAAAGAGCAAGAUCGUCAGAAAAAGAUGGAAAUGCUUGAAAAGCGGCAUCAAAGCGAAUUGAAAGUAAUAAAGAAUCAGUCUAGGCAAGAUAUUGAUUCUUUGCGAAAACAAAUUGAAAUAGUGAAGGACGCCGGUAUGAAGGUUCAAAAGGAUUUAGGAGCACAACUGGAAGGUGCCAUCGAGAGGGAGAAAGAAACAAACGAAGCACUCCGAGCGAUGAAACUACAGUAUGAUCAGAGAGAUGCAAACUUUCAAGCUGGCUUCAAAGCUAUGAUGGAAGAGGUCCGAGAGGCGAGGAUAGCAGCCACAAGAAGUUACGAGGAACUUCUUCAACAAAUGAGCCUUACAGCAGAAACGGAAACAUACACUAUUAGCGUUUUAAAGGAUACUGUGCAGUUAUUGGAGGAACAUAGGAAGGAGACUGUAACAAUGAGAAGUGAGAUUCAAACUUUACGAGAACAGCUAGAAAAAGCUCAAAACCCAGGUUUUAUUUCAUGGGUUAUUCGUAAAAUAUUUUAGUCAGUGCAGUAUUGGUCUUUACCACUUAAAUUGUCUGUGUUUGGUAUAAACUUGAACCAUUACAGCUAACUUUUUUUGGUCACUGCGUUAGUUCUGGACUAGUUGUUAGUUUUAACGCGUUUUAUUCAUUCAAUUAUGCAUGUGUAUGGAAAUACACGGGCGAAAAUUUGAUCUUUAGAGUUUCGUUGAUUUUGGUAAAGAUUUGUUCGUCAAGCUAAUUUUGGUGGUCUAGGAACAAGUGGUUAGUGAAGAAUUAUACGCUUAGUUGUUAAAUACAGAUGAACAAAGUGAAAAGUGCCGGCGUUUAGUAAUAAUUGAACACUUGAUAGUGGGUUGCAAUGAUUCUCACUUGGUUAAUCGUCAUUUUACCUUUUUUAAUAGGAAUCGUUAUGAGAAAAGAAAAAAAAAGAACAUGAUGAGAAAGUACGAGAGCAAAUAAGACCUAGGGUAAGCCUCAAGUCUUCAGAGAUGUGUUUGCUUUUACGCAUGUAUGUUAACUUGAUACAAGGAGCCACUUUCUUGCUUGAUUUUUGAUCACGAAGUUAUGCCGAGUUUUUUCUGGACGUCUGAAUUUUAAAGAUAGAAAAAUAAACUUACUACAUUGAUCAUCCUGGGUGAUGAUGGGUAAUUACCGUAGAGAACACGCCACUGAUCAGUUUGUCUUAGCAGUUCCAUUGUAUCGGGUUUCAAAUCGCCUUGUCAGUUUGUAGCUAGUCAACGCUUUAUAUCAGGAAAAGGAAGUUCGGCUAAGAAACGAACCAUUGAUUGGUCUCAGGACUUUUUUCCAGGUAUGUAAGGUAUCGCAGAGUUUAAUACAUUAGACUUACAGCUUUUGUCGCCGGAUAUUUGGCCACGAUCCGAACGUACAAGGCAGAGUUAUACUCGCACCUGCUCGUUGUUCU
Molecule: messenger RNA, 3319 nt
Organism: Pocillopora verrucosa
Lineage: Eukaryota; Metazoa; Cnidaria; Anthozoa; Scleractinia; Pocilloporidae
Source: RefSeq, a predicted model, not a curated record